Pyrgilauda ruficollis (rufous-necked snowfinch) is the source of this 1707-nucleotide messenger RNA. RefSeq names its product urotensin-2 receptor-like. Lineage: Eukaryota; Metazoa; Chordata; Aves; Passeriformes; Passeridae. Gene Ontology annotation, cellular component: membrane. The record is from RefSeq and is a predicted model, not a curated record. The transcript has a single exon. The coding region runs from base 613 to 1707 and encodes 364 amino acids. Gene Ontology annotation, molecular function: urotensin II receptor activity. Gene Ontology annotation, biological process: neuropeptide signaling pathway.
UCUGCCAGAAAGAGGAGGGAGCCAGUGGGGCUCCUCAGCUAGUGGCUAAAAGCCCAGUAUAAAUUUGGAACUGUAUUCACACCGGUGUGUGAAGCUGUGAGCCAGGCACAUUCCUCCAUGCAGUGGUAAGGCAGCUCUCAGGGGGUUGGUCAGCGGGGCAGGGCCCACCUCUCCAAAGUCUGUCUGAGCUGAGCUGGCAGACUUGGGAGCAGAAAUCUACUUGUUCAUCUACUGUUUCUGUGGGCCCAGCAAACUCUGGAGAAGCAACAAGGCUAGCGAAGAAAAGAGACGUUUCCUCCUGGCUGGCAGAGGUUACUUUGCAUGUAUUGGUCUUGAAGGAAAAGGCAGUGUCCCUUUCUUGGCUCUUUCAUGGUUAAGGAAAACAACUGGACAGAGCUUGUGAUGGACAACAUCAGCAUAAUGGACUGGACAGUUGGAGGUGAGGAACAGACUUCUCUGGAGCACCCUGUCUGUGUCUGAUGAACUCCCCCCAUUCUUCCCUUGGCUGUUUCGCUGUUAAGGAUAGACUUGUCCCUUACAGCGAGGGCAGAAGGCAGGAGGAAGGAACAGGUCUCUGAGAGCUUGAUUUGCUCUUACUUAACUUACCCAAAGAUGCCUUACAACACUUCUGUCAUCAGCCCAAGUCCUAGAGAAGAUCCCAAGGGUGGCAGUUUCUUGGAGGAAAGCAAUGGUGGGGGUGAUGACAGCAAUGUCCUGGGUGGGGACAGCCUGGUCACAGGGCCGCUGGGUGCAGUGCUGCUGGUCAUGUGCCUCACUGGGAUGGUGGGGAACAUCUACACAGUGGCAGUGGCCUCUGGCAGGGUGACAGGCUGCUCAGCAGGCUCCUUGGGGGUCUACAUGAUCAACCUUGCCCUGGCUGACCUCCUGUACCUUUCCACCAUCCCCUUUGUGGUUUGCACCUACUUUGCCCACGACUGGUUCUUUGGGGAUGUGGGUUGCAGGCUGUUGCUCAGCCUGGACCUCCUCACCAUGCACGCCAGCAUCUUCCUCCUGACCGCCAUGAGCCUGGAGAGGUACUGGGCGGUGGCCAAGCCUCUGCGGGCCCGGCGGGCCAGCAAUGCCUACCGCAGACUGGCCAGCGCCAUCCUCUGGCUCCUCUCGCUCCUGCUCACGGCCCCCAUGAUGGUGAUGACUCAGCUGCGGGAGGGGGACGGCCCCCAAAAGCGCAUCUGCAUCCCCACCUGGACGCCGUCGGCUUUCCGGCUCUACCUGACGGUGCUGUUCACCACCAGCGUCCUGGCACCCGGCGCCGUGCUGGGCAUCGUCUACACCCGCCUGGCUCGGGUGUACCGGUCCUCGGCCUGGCGCCUGGGGCUGCCGGCGGCCGGCCGGGCCCCUGCGCGGCGGCUCCUCUCCAGGAUCUCUGCCAUCGUGGUGGCCUACUGGGCCUGCUUCCUCCCCUUCUGGGCCUGGCAGCUGGCCGGGCUGUACCAGGGAGAGGGGCUGGGCAUCGGCCCCACUGCACAGGCCUACCUUAACUUCGGUGUCACCUGCCUGGCCUAUGGCAACAGCUGUGUCAACCCCUUCCUCUACACCCUGCUUGCCAGCGGCUACCGCCGGCGCCGUGGCCGCACCGGGACGGGCGAGGCGCGGCCUGCGGCACCCUCUCAGCAGGCUGCGGGAAGGCACAGCAGCCCCCUGGCUUUCAGGGAGUUCUCGGGGUCUGUGAAGGAAAGAGAGCAGUGA